GGCCUCCUCGCCUUUGCCAUGGUGUCCUGGAUCAUCUCCCGGCUGGUGGUUCUGGUUUUUGGCACCCUGUAUCCUGCCUAUUCUUCUUACAAAGCUGUGAAGACGAAAAAUGUGAAAGAAUAUGUUAAAUGGAUGAUGUAUUGGAUUGUAUUUGCCUUCUUCACCACAGCAGAAACGCUCACAGACAUCAUUCUGUCUUGGUUUCCCUUUUAUUUCGAGUUGAAAAUCGCAUUUGUGAUCUGGCUGCUCUCUCCUUAUACCAAGGGAUCCAGCGUCCUGUACAGGAAGUUUGUUCACCCAACGCUCUCCAAUAAGGAGAAGGAAAUAGAUGAAUAUAUUAGCCAGGCCCGUGACAGGAGUUAUGAAACUAUGAUGCGUGUUGGCAAGCGAGGAUUAAAUCUGGCAGCAAAUGCAGCAGUUACUGCAGCUGCAAAGGGCCAGGGGGUUUUGUCUGAAAAACUUCGGAGUUUCAGCAUGCAAGAUUUGACUUUGAUUCGAGAUGACGACACAAUGCAUUUGCAAAGUCCCGAGUCACACAUGCAUACGUCUUCUAAGGGCCAUCUUGAAACUAUCGAUGAUUCAGGUGCAUCUUAUUACUCUUCAUCUGAGGACAUGGCUAUGACUCAGAGACAUAAUGGAACACAGUCUGAUUCUAGAACUGAGCCAUCUGAUGAUGAUACAGGAGACAAAGUUCCGAAACGAACCCAGAGCCUUAAAGCUCCUAAGAAAACAAUAAAGACUGAGCCUCCACAGAAGGCAGUGAAAGCCCGUCCCAAGAAGAAAGCUACAGGCUCCACUCCUGUCGGUGAAUCAGCCUAA
Messenger RNA from Protobothrops mucrosquamatus (brown spotted pit viper), 819 nucleotides. RefSeq names its product receptor accessory protein 2 (gene REEP2). Gene Ontology annotation, molecular function: microtubule binding; taste receptor binding. Gene Ontology annotation, cellular component: endoplasmic reticulum membrane; endoplasmic reticulum tubular network; cytoplasmic microtubule. The transcript is spliced from 8 exons. Gene Ontology annotation, biological process: endoplasmic reticulum tubular network organization. Lineage: Eukaryota; Metazoa; Chordata; Lepidosauria; Squamata; Viperidae. The coding region runs from base 19 to 819 and encodes 266 amino acids. The record is from RefSeq and is a predicted model, not a curated record.